Grosmannia clavigera kw1407 is the source of this 1152-nucleotide messenger RNA. RefSeq names its product mandelate racemase muconate lactonizing enzyme family protein. The record is from RefSeq and is a predicted model, not a curated record. The transcript is spliced from 4 exons. Gene Ontology annotation, biological process: amino acid catabolic process; D-galactonate catabolic process. Bases 1 to 1152 code for a protein of 383 amino acids. Gene Ontology annotation, molecular function: galactonate dehydratase activity. NCBI's taxonomy places the organism in Eukaryota, Fungi, Ascomycota, Sordariomycetes, Ophiostomatales, Ophiostomataceae.
AUGGGCAAGAUUGCAACGAUGGAGUGGUUCCGGGUGCCGCCCCGCUGGCUCUUUGUCAAGAUCACGGACGAGGCCGGCAACGUUGGCUGGGGCGAGGCGUCGCUGGAGGGACACUCGCAGGCCGUCGAAGGCUGUCUGGACGCCUGGUUUGCGCGAUACAAGGGCAUGGAAGCCGACGACAUUGAGCACAUCUGGCAGCUGUCCUGGCGCACCAGCUUCUACCGGGGCGGCCCGGUCUUUAUGAGUGCGCUGUCGGGCAUCGACAUUGCCUUGUGGGACCUGAAGGCGCGGAAACUCGGCGUGCCCAUCUACCAGCUGCUGGGCGGCAAGCUGCGGACGAAGCUGCGCGUGUAUGCGUGGAUCGGUGGUGACCGUCCGGGGGAUGUGGUGAACCAGGCUCCCAGGAUGGCACGCCGCGAGCAGGGCUUCCGGGCCGUCAAGAUGAACGGCACCGAGGAUCUCGGCUGGCUGGACCGACCGGCCGCUCUGGACGACUGUGUCGAGCGGGUCAAGGCGGUGCGGGCACUCGGAAUAGAUGUCGGCGUCGACUUCCACGGCCGCGUGCACAAGCCGAUGGCCAAGCAGCUGGCACGGGCGCUGGAGCCGCAUCGGCCGCUCUUCAUCGAGGAGCCGCUUCUGUCGGAACACGGGGCCGGGAUCGAGCAGCUGGCCGGCCUCACAACGCUGCCCAUUGCCCUGGGCGAGCGGCUGCACAGCCGCUGGGACGUCAGGGCGCUGCUGCCACACAUCGACGUGCUGCAGCCGGACGUGGCCCACGUCGGCGGCAUCUCGGAGCUCCGCCGCAUCGCCGCCAUGGCCGAGACCUACGAUGUCGCCCUGGCACCGCACUGCCCGCUCGGACCCAUCGCGCUCGCUGCCUGUGUUCAGGUCGAUGCCGCGUCGCCCAACUUUGCCAUCCAGGAGAUGAGCCUCGGGAUCCACUACAACAGCCAGCUCGGCCACCAGGAUCUCACCAGCUACACGACCAACCCCGAGGUCUGGACCGUCCACGACGGCUACAUCCAUCUGCUUGAAGGUCCUGGCCUCGGCAUCAACAUCGACGAGGAUCAGGUCCGUCGCCUGGCCAAGGAUACCGAGCCCUGGGUCUCGCCAGGCUUCCUCGGGCCUGGUGGUGAGGUGAGGGAGUGGUAG